Prorocentrum cordatum is the source of this 288-nucleotide messenger RNA. Lineage: Eukaryota; Dinophyceae; Prorocentrales; Prorocentraceae. The record is from the annotation of a GenBank genome assembly.
GCGCUCGUGCGCUGGGCUCCGAAGGCCAGCGCGUCCGCCGCGACCCUGAAGGCAGCGCUGGCCGACCUGGACUACAAGUUUAAGCGCACAGAGGUCACCUGCGCAGAAAGGGAGCGGAAGAUGCUGCAGAACUUCUUGGACGGGUGCCCGGGCCGCGUGCCCGUGGUCACCUUUGGCCGCGAGGUCCGGUGGCGCGAGCCGCGCUACGCGGACGAGGAAGGGUACAACGUCCACAUCCUCUUCAGCGUGCGGCCGGCGCGCCCGGGCAGCUACGAGGUGAAGAAGUGA